UCAAGAGUAAGAGCAAGCGGAGCGGCGAAGAAUUGCUAUUAGAAUAAAGGUAAUGCAGCGAAAACACGAAAAAAAAAGAGUAAAGGAACAAGUUGACCUUUCAGGCAUUGCUCGGUGCGAGAAGACCUGGCCGUGGGGACGCGGCAGGUCGCUGAAAAGAAGUCGAGAGGAAAUGAGAAAGAGGGAUGGAGAAAGACACUCGACUUGGCACUAAUGAACAGCCGUUGUGGGAACGUAGUGGUGCAGAGGAAAGAAGAAGGAUCCACUCGCGUUUGUGGCUCCAUGUUAAGGGCCGCGACUUGGAAACCUACCCCUGUCCAAAUGCGCAUCCUCCCUCGCUCGCGCUAGAUAUCCCCUUUAUAUAUUACAUCCUCAGAACAUUCCGACCGCCACAACCAGCACCAAUGCCAGUACGACAUCUCGACUUCUACACGAGUCAGAAGAACCUGACCUUGGUCCAACAGCUGCCGAUACUUAAGGAUAUUCGUCUGGGCAUCGACGGCAACGUAUGGCUCAAAAAGGUCACCCAGUCCGCAUCGGAGCAAUACCUCGCCGGCAUCGGCGGCACACCUUCAUGUUUGCGCAGAGCAAUUGAGAAGGAACUUGAAGGCUUCAAGGCCGCCUCGAUCCAUCCAUUGUUUGUAUUCUCGGGAUUGGCGCUGAUUCGCAAGGAUAAGCCCUACGUCAAUGACGAUGCAAGGAUUUCAAAAAGGAACACCGCAUGGGAUGCCGUCAACUCUGGAAAGAUGGAACUGGCGCUCUCAUCCUGGAGCACGUCCUUUGUUCUUCCUCUGCCUGACCUGAUCCAUCUCGUCAUCAGGAUCUUGAAGGAGCACAACAUCGACUAUAUCAGAGCACCUUACGGCGCUGGUGCACAGCUAGUAUAUCUGGAACGCAACCCUAAGCAGAUCAUUCACGCGAUCUAUGCUGGCUCAGAGUUACUCAUGUUCGACGUUGACCGCGUGAUCACUUCGAUCGACUUUACGAAGCAGACCUUCUCCGUCAUCUCCAAAAAGGCCUUGCUUACCGACCUGAAUCUGUCGGACGACCAGUUCCUGGACCUCUGCAUUCUCGCUGGAGUCGAUCACUGCCACACCUUCCCACCGCUUGCUACCGAGGGUGGCUUCGCGUACAAGAGCAUCCACGAGUUGCAGCAGCGCGGAACUGGAUUCAAUUUUGUGAAGGCGUAUGCAGAUUCUCCACAGGUCAAAAACACCUAUGUGGAUCUGUUCUGCAGGAUGCGAUGCGCUAUGCGACACCACCCAAUUUUGACAGAUGAGGGCCACGUUGAGCCGAUGAACGUGAACCAGGCGCCCUCAGAUAUCCACGAAUUCAUCGGAUACCGUCUUCCGGAUGAAGUCUAUUACUACAUCUCCCGGGGCGUGGUCUCGGAUACGACUCUGAACAUUCUUCUCUGUGGAUAUGGCGCGGAAUUCUCGCCCCUGUGCAACGGCGAGACGAAGGAUUCUAUGAUCGAAAGAUCUCGAUCGUACACUGGUACGAUAACAACGUAGCGCCUUUGGAACAUGUCAUCAAGACGGAUACUGCUCCUGUCAGUGUUCAGGAUAUCUCGAACUGGAAAUCGGGAAAGCAAUCGAUUGAAAAGGAGCUCAAGAAGGCGGAAAUCAAAACUCCAAACUACUCCUUCACGCUGGGCUUGGUCACGAACCCAUCCGACGCCGCCUCGACAGUGUUGGCCAAGGGCACCGACAAGCCAGCCCCUCUCGCGACCCUCGCAGAAGUCCAGACCCGUCACCUGUCCAAGUUGCUCCAGCUUCGCUCGUUCAUCGAAUCCUCGCACCAGCCCUCUGCUUACGGUAAGGCCAUCGUUGAAGCCUU
This is a messenger RNA of Gamsiella multidivaricata, 1839 nucleotides long. Its product is annotated as PIN domain-like protein. Gene Ontology annotation, cellular component: nucleus. Bases 186 to 1514 code for a protein of 442 amino acids. Lineage: Eukaryota; Fungi; Mortierellomycota; Mortierellomycetes; Mortierellales; Mortierellaceae. The record is from RefSeq and is a predicted model, not a curated record. Gene Ontology annotation, biological process: DNA double-strand break processing; DNA recombination; mismatch repair. The transcript has 7 exons. Gene Ontology annotation, molecular function: 5'-flap endonuclease activity; 5'-3' DNA exonuclease activity.